Messenger RNA from Uncinocarpus reesii 1704, 1440 nucleotides. RefSeq lists its product as uncharacterized. The transcript has 6 exons. The record is from RefSeq and is a predicted model, not a curated record. Gene Ontology annotation, biological process: thiamine biosynthetic process. The coding region runs from base 1 to 1440 and encodes 479 amino acids. Gene Ontology annotation, molecular function: hydroxyethylthiazole kinase activity; ATP binding; magnesium ion binding. Lineage: Eukaryota; Fungi; Ascomycota; Eurotiomycetes; Onygenales; Onygenaceae. Gene Ontology annotation, cellular component: cytoplasm.
AUGCCCAUAGAUUUAUCGCUCUAUCUUGUGACAGAUUCUACCCCAAAGAUUCUGGGUGAUAGAGAUCUCUGUGCUGUUGUUGAGCAGGCAGCCAAGGGGGGGGUCACAAUUGUUCAGUAUAGGGACAAGCAUGCAGACACAGGCGCUCUUAUUGAGACAGCUGCAACACUGCACAAGAUAACCAGAGCCCAUAACAUUCCAUUGAUUAUCAAUGAUAGAGUGAUGUGGCCUUGCGUAGGCGCUGAGGAGUCAUCUAGGCAGGAUGACAUGGGAAACCGAUACCAAGUCUAUCAUCGGUACUCUGGCGUGAAACAAAUCCUGGAGUUUCUAUCGACUUCUAGCAGAAGAAUCGGUACCGUCGCCAUUGGUGGUAUCAAUCUAGGAAAUGCUCAGAGGGUAAUCUACCAGUCCCAAGCGUUGAGGAAAGGUUUAGAUGGCAUUGCUAUUGUCAGUGCGGUUAUGGCAGCCUCAGAACCUCAGAAAGCCGCCGCUAUUCUUGCCAAAGCUAUCACUAAAAACCCUCCGUUUGCGACGAUGCCACCCGAGCUCCGCAAGGAUGAAUUGGGCUACUUUCUAGAUAACGCCAUCCACACGGUGCAAAAAGUUGCAACCGACAUGCCUCUAGUCCACAGUAUGAUCAAUUAUGUGGUCGCCAACUUUGCGGCUAAUGUUUCCUUGCAAAUUGGUGCUUCACCUAUUAUGUCCCCUUACGGGGCUGAAGCUGAUGAUCUCGCUAAUGCUGGCGGCUCACUGCUAAUCAACAUGGGCACCCUCAAUGCGGACAGUGAAAAGAAUUACCUUCAGGCGAUGGAGGUGUACAAUCGACGCGGCAAUCCGGUGGUUUUGGAUCCGGUUGGAGGUGGCGCGACUGAUGUUCGCCAAAAUAUGGUUAAGGCUCUCAUGGCCGGAGGGUAUUUUGAUCUCAUCAAAGGUAACGAAGGCGAGAUCAAGGCGAUUUACGGGCAGUCUCCCACGAGACAGAUUGGUGUCGACAGCGGUCCAAGCACCCUAGGUCCAAAGGAGAAAGUUGCAAUGGUCCAAGACCUUGCAAGCAGAGAGAGAAACAUUGUCCUCAUGACAGGACCGGUCGACUUCCUUAGUGAUGGCAUACGUACUAUUGCUAUAAGCAAUGGGCACCCCUAUCUCGGCCAAAUCACCGGCACUGGCUGCGUGAUUGGCCUCGUCGCGGCAGCUUUCCUUGCAGUGGAGCGCACUGACAAACUACUCGCCGUUCUCGCGGGAGUCCUGAUGUUUGAAAUUGCAGCGGAGAAUGCUGCUUCGAAAGAGCAUGUUCACGGGCCAGGAACAUUCGUUCCUGCGCUCCUGGAUGAGUUGUAUGCUCUGCGGGAAGCGACAAAAGCUGACGUGAAAAAGAAUUGGAUCAAAGACCGUGCGAAAUUUGUUGUAUUGAAAGUCGAUCGCAAGAGCAAUGGCUCGUAG